This is a messenger RNA of Nothobranchius furzeri (turquoise killifish), 1253 nucleotides long. Its product is annotated as ras-related C3 botulinum toxin substrate 1. Gene Ontology annotation, cellular component: cytoskeleton; cell projection; cytoplasmic vesicle. NCBI's taxonomy places the organism in Eukaryota, Metazoa, Chordata, Actinopteri, Cyprinodontiformes, Nothobranchiidae. Gene Ontology annotation, molecular function: GTP binding; GTPase activity; protein kinase binding. Gene Ontology annotation, biological process: small GTPase-mediated signal transduction; motor neuron axon guidance; regulation of cell shape. The record is from RefSeq and is a predicted model, not a curated record.
UAUUUUAAUUCUUUUAAAUUGUAGAUUAUAACUUGCCUGAUAUGAAUAUUUGUCAGCUGACUUCCCAGAUAAAAGGUAAAUACCCUCAAAGAAAAUUUCCUUUUCUUUCCCAGCAGUACCACCCCAGUGAAAGGUGUUACUGCUAGGAAGGAAGGGCAAAUCAAAAGAUCUCUUCAGCAAUCCUUAAAUGGUUUCAUCAGUUAGUUCAGGUUUAUCGUUUCACCUACAGCAACAAGAGAGAACUAGUUUAAUUUAGCUGUUACUCGUUGUCUACAUAAGAUCAAACUGUGCAAUGCAGGCUGUGAAGUGUGUGGUGGUUGGAGAUGGGGCUGUGGGUAAAACAUGCCUGCUCAUCAGCUACACCAGCAAUGCCUUUCCUGGAGAAUACGUCCCCACAGUUUUUGAUAAUUACUCUGCCAAUACACUGGUGGAUGGGAAAGCAGUGAACCUGGGUCUGUGGGACACAGCAGGACAGAUGGAUUAUGACAGGCUCAGACCGCUGUCCUACCCACAGACGGAUGUGUUCAUAAUUUGUUUUUCACUUGUCACACCAUCUUCGUUGGAAAAUGUCCGUAGCAAGUGGUAUCCAGAGGUACAUACCCACUGUCCCAACACUCCAACAAUACUGGUGGGCACCAAGCUGGACCUGAGACAGGAUGAGAAAAAAGUGGAAGAAUUGAAACUCUCUCCUCUCCUGUCUUCUCAGGGCGAGGCCAUGGCUAAAGAAAUAGGUGCAGUGAAAUACCUGGAGUGCUCAGCUUUGACACAGACCGGCUUGAAACCUGUGUUUGAUGAAGCUGUCAGGGCAGCGUUGAACCCCAAACCCCCUCGGAGGAGGAGGAAUUGCAACGAUGUGUUCCUAAUUUGUUUUUCAGUAGACCUUCCAUCUUCCUAUGAAAACAUUCGUCUAAAGUGGUAUCCAGAAGUGCAUCACCAUUGUCCCAGAACACCUAUAGUCCUCGUGGCCACCAAGCUGGACCUGAGAGAUGACACGGACACCCUGAAAAAGUUGGAAAAGGGGAAACUCUUUCCGAUCUCAACUUUACAGGGCGAGUCCAUGGCUAAAGAAAUAGGUGCAGUGAAAUACCUGGAAUGCUCAGCUUGCACACAGUCUGGUGUUAAAACUGUGUUUGAUGAAGCCAUCAGGGCGGUGUUGAACCACAAACCCACUAAGCAGAAGAAGAAGAACUGCGUUAUUUUGUAACAGAGUACAAAACAGUAACAAAGAGUACUUUUCAGUUGUUGAACUCAUC